Messenger RNA from Xiphias gladius (swordfish), 793 nucleotides. Its product is annotated as Kv channel-interacting protein 2-like. NCBI's taxonomy places the organism in Eukaryota, Metazoa, Chordata, Actinopteri, Istiophoriformes, Xiphiidae. Gene Ontology annotation, cellular component: voltage-gated potassium channel complex. Gene Ontology annotation, biological process: regulation of potassium ion transmembrane transport. Gene Ontology annotation, molecular function: potassium channel regulator activity; calcium ion binding. The transcript is spliced from 10 exons. Bases 1 to 765 code for a protein of 254 amino acids. The record is from RefSeq and is a predicted model, not a curated record.
AUGAAAUCCAGGAGUCAGGACCAGAGUUUUUCAGACUCCAGAGAGCUGGACAGGUCUUACGACCCACUCACAGGAGGUAAUCCUCCAACCAGACCCAAUAAAAAGACCAUAAAACAGCGGUUCCUCAAACUGCUCCCCUGCUGUCGCUCUGGCUCCAGCCCUUCCAUUAAUCAAAGCAAUAUAGCUGAUGACGGUGAACUGUCAACAGUGUGUUACAGACCGGAGGGGCUCGACCGCCUCGUACAGCAGACCAACUUCAGCAAGAAAGAGCUGCAGCUCCUUUACCGGGGGUUUAAAAACGAGUGUCCCAGCGGUGUGGUGAAUGAGGAGACCUUUAAAAGCAUCUACUCCCAGUUCUUCCCUCAGGGAGAUUCAACUAUGUAUGCACAUUUCCUUUUUGAAGCCUUUGACACCCACAACAACGGAGCGGUCAGCUUUGAGGACUUUGUCUUAAGUCUGUCCAUCAUCUUGAGAGGCUCCAUCACUGAUAAACUCAACUGGGCCUUUAAUCUGUACGAUCUCAACAAAGACGGCUGCAUCACCAGAGAGGAGAUGACAGACAUCAUGCACUCCAUCUAUGACAUGAUGGGGAAGUAUACCUACCCCAGCAUGAAGGACAGUGCUCCCAAGGAUCACGUCGACAGCUUCUUCCAGAAAAUGGACAAGAACAAUGACGGGGUGGUCACCAUUGAGGAGUUCCUGGAGACAUGCCAAAAGGAUGAAAACAUCAUGCAGUCCAUGCACAUGUUUGAUAAUGUCAUCUAAAGCUGUCAGACACAGACACAGAUGAGAU